AUGGGCUCACUGGUGGCCAAACUCCUCCUGCCCACCCUCAGCACUUUGGUCUUUCUCCCCACCAUCAGCAUCGCGGCCAAGCGGCGCUUCCACAUGGAAGCCAUGGUCUACUUCUUCACCAUGUUCUUCGUGGCGAUUUACCAUGCGUGUGAUGGCCCUGGCUUAUCGGUGCUAUGUUUCAUGCGUUAUGACAUCCUGGAGUACUUCAGCAUCUAUGGGACAGCUCUGUCCAUCUGGGUGUCCCUGAUGGCCCUGGCCGAGUUUGAUGAACCAAAGAGAUCGACCUUCACCAUGUUCGGCGUGCUCACCAUCGCUGUGAGGACCUACCAUGACCGCUGGGGAUACGGCAUCUACUCGGGACCCAUUGGGACAGCUGUGCUGGUGAUCACCGUGAAAUGGCUACAAAAGAUGAAGGAGAAGAAAGGGCUGUAUCCAGACAAGAGUGUCUAUACCCAGCAGAUCGGUCCUGGCUUCUGCUUCGGGGCAUUAGCACUGAUGCUGAGGUUCUUCUUUGAGGAGUGGGACUACACCUACGUGCACAGCUUCUACCACUGCGCCCUGGCCAUGGCCUUCGUGCUGCUGCUGCCCAAGGAGAACAAGAAGGCCGGGGGGGCUGGCAGCCCUGCCAGGCUCGACUGCUCCACGCUGUGCUGCUGCGUCUGA
Molecule: messenger RNA, 663 nt
Organism: Centrocercus urophasianus (Greater sage-grouse)
Lineage: Eukaryota; Metazoa; Chordata; Aves; Galliformes; Phasianidae
Gene: MYMK
Product: myomaker, myoblast fusion factor
Exons: 5
Coding region: 1-663 (220 amino acids)
Cellular component (GO): plasma membrane
Source: RefSeq, a predicted model, not a curated record